CUUCUUUAGUGGCUGCACACCUAUCCAUGGUUAUUCACGAUAUUAAUCUUGAUUAAUCGUCUAAAUCAUCCAACAUAUUCUCCUUCGAAUUGUUUAAAUAAAAUAAAAUAAUAAAAAAGAAUCAUCCUACGCAAAGUACAGUGAUUCCCGGAAUCCGAGAACAACCACAUGGUGUUGCUAAAACUUUCCAAGGGCUUCUAGAAACGUGAAAAUCCAAAAUAAGCAAGCUCAAACAACUUAAUUAUCAAUCUGGUUGUUAGUACCCAUUGUUCAAUAUUAGUAGAGGAUUGGAAUCGCAUCCAUAAUGAAUCCACAGAAAGACCCAAAUCGUCCCAACCAGAAACCGAAAGAAGAAGUUGAUAAAAAGAAAGAUAAAAAAAAACAUUCAACUAACGCAGCAUCCUCUGAAAAACCACAAUAUUCGAACCCAAAUCGAAAAGAAGAACAAGAUAAACGUGAAAUAAAAAUUACUGAUAAGUUAGAAGCACCAACAUUUACAAAAGCAAGCAAAUAUGUCCUUCAACCAUUAGAAAUCGAUAAUGUUGAGAACAAGAAUAAAUGCGAUCAAAUCGAGAAUAAAAGAAAUGUCGAUUUUUGGGUUUCAACUAUUCGAAAUAUCAUGAAAGGUGAUGAAGGUGACAUCAAGUUUGAAUCCAGAAAACCACCUCAAGAACCAAAACCAUCAACUUCAAAAGCAAAAGAUUUCUAUUACGAAGAUGUCGUCCCUCGUAAAAAGAGAAACUUCAACAAUGGCAAUGAAGGUGACAUCAAGUUUGAAUCCAGAAAACCACCACAAGAACCACAACCAUCAACUUCAAAAGCAAAAGAUUUCUAUUUCGAAGAUGUUGUCGCCCCGAAAAAGAGAAACUCCAACAAAGACAAUGAAGGUGACAUCAAGUUUGAAUCCAAAAAGCCAUCUCAAGAACCACAGCCAUCAACUUCAAAAGAUUUCAAUUUCGAAUAUGUUGUCGUCCCUAAAAAGAGAAACUCUAACAAAGACAAUGAAGGUGACAUCAAGUUUGAAUCCAAAAAACCACCACAAGAACCACAACCAUCAACUUCAAAAGCAAAAGAUUUCUAUUACGAAGAUGUUGUCGUCCCUAAAAAGGCAAACUCCAACAAAGGCAAUGAAGGUGACAUCAAGUUUGAAUCCAAAAAACCACCACAAGAACCACAACCAUCAACUUCAAAAGAUUUCUAUUUCGAAGAUGUUNAAUUAACCUAG
Molecule: messenger RNA, 1225 nt
Organism: Onthophagus taurus
Lineage: Eukaryota; Metazoa; Arthropoda; Insecta; Coleoptera; Scarabaeidae
Source: RefSeq, a predicted model, not a curated record